Molecule: messenger RNA, 582 nt
Organism: Diospyros lotus (date-plum)
Lineage: Eukaryota; Viridiplantae; Streptophyta; Magnoliopsida; Ericales; Ebenaceae
Product: polcalcin Syr v 3-like
Exons: 1
Coding region: 201-455 (84 amino acids)
Molecular function (GO): calcium ion binding
Source: RefSeq, a predicted model, not a curated record
AAGGCAGGCAGGCAGGCAGGCAGGCAUCCGCCAAUCGCUAUUGUUACUCCGAGUGAGAAGGGCGACCACAUCCUCUCGCAUUGCCAACUCUUUAUAAAAAAAAAAUGCCCUCUCUCUCUCUCUCUCUCUCUUUAUAAUAGGAGCUGGAGCCUUGACCUAAUCAUUAUCAUCAUCAUCUCCCUCACAACCGUAUCCGUACAAUGGCCGUUAAUCCAGAGGAGAAGGCCGAGUACGAGCGCAUCUUCAAGCGCUUCGACGCCAACGGCGACGGCAAAAUCUCCGCGGCGGAGCUCGGCGAAUCCUUGAAGAUGCUAGGCUCCGUAACGCCGGACGAAAUCCAGAGGAUGAUGGCCGAGCUCGAUACCGACGGCGACGGAUUCAUUUCGUUCCAGGAAUUCUUAGAUUUUGCCCUCGACAACAGAGGCCUCGUCAAGGACGUCGGAAAAGUAUUCUGAUCCUCGCCGAUCUCUCUUUCUGUCUCUUUGUUCUACCUCUCUUGGCGCAUUUCUUGUAACAGGAACUGUAUUUAAUAUAUAUUGCCAACACGAGAUCUUGCUUGCAUAAGAAAAUCUUACAACUUUC